Molecule: messenger RNA, 573 nt
Organism: Eublepharis macularius
Lineage: Eukaryota; Metazoa; Chordata; Lepidosauria; Squamata; Eublepharidae
Product: ovomucoid-like
Exons: 7
Coding region: 1-573 (190 amino acids)
Molecular function (GO): serine-type endopeptidase inhibitor activity; protein binding
Source: RefSeq, a predicted model, not a curated record
AUGUUCCACAGGCAGGAUAUAUGUAGUAGAAUUCCUGUGCCAAAGAAGGGUGAGUCUGUUGGAUGCACACUGGAGUAUGAACCUAUCUGUGGUAGUGAUGGCAACACAUACAGCAACAAAUGUCAUUUUUGCGUUGCCCAACGGAAAAGUAAAGGAACUCUAACAAUACGGUAUAUAGGUGAAUGUAAAGAGAAGGAAAUAUGCAGAAAAUACCCUCCACAAGAGAAGAGCGAGCCCAUUUUUUGUACUCUGGAGUAUGAACCUAUCUGUGGUAGUGAUGGUAUCACAUAUGGCAACAAAUGUCUUUUUUGUGCUGCCAGAAGGAAAAGUGGGAACACUCUAACAAUACGGUACAAAGGAGAAUGUAUAGAGGAGGUUUUAUGCAACAAAUAUCCUGUUCCAGAGAAGGGUCUGCCUUUUGUGUGCACAGAUGAAUACGAUCCUAUCUGUGGUAGUGAUGGUGUGACACACGGCAACAAAUGUUAUUUUUGUGCAGCCUGGAGGGCAAACAUUGGAAGCAUUAAUGCAGAGAAGGAAGCAUUAAUCUUAAACAUCAGACAGGCCUUCUUGUGA